GUUUAAUAUAUGUAAUUUUUUAUGGCAGAUUCUUAAUUAUGCGGAAGUGAAUUCCACAAGUUGCUCGAGGUUCUGGUUGUGGACAAACGAUUAAGGCAGUAGUACGCAUACGAGAUUGUCUUCACUUGUGUUUGCCGGAUAGGACAUAUGCUUAGCUUCUAGCAAGAUCAGUAGAAGAUGAUAAGGGAAAUCCUUAUUUGCCGGAUGAGAAAACAAGAGAGGUGAAAUAAUCCAUUGUAAGUAUAUAAUAAGUAUAUGUAAUAAGUCUUUAUUUCAAUUUUGAAUAUAUUUUGUUAAGUUUAUGUAUUGCAACCAAAGUUUUCUAACUUGAAGUCAUUGUGUAGGAUAAUUGGAGAAAGCAACAAGCUGAAGGAAACUUUGUUCCUAAUAGGCAUGAUGAUAUCUUAUGUCGUGCCCUUGGGAAAAAAGAUCGUAAUGGUCGGGCAAUAGCAUUUGGCAGUGGAAUUGGCAUUAAAGCUGUAUGGGGAUCCGGAGAGAGGCGUAGUGGCCGACGGGGUAGGGAAUUCGGAGAUGAUGAGCUGGAAGAAUUAGAGGCAAGAGUAGCCCGGAGGGUACGAGAGGAGACUAUGCAGGAGAUGGAUUCUAAAAUGGAUUCCAUGGUUCAAGAGAAGUUUAUGUUAUUUGCUAAACAGAUUGGUAUUCAAAUUCCAACUGAAAUGAUAGAAAUGAAUAACAUAGGCCGGACGACUCAACAAAAUCCUAGUAGUUGCCAAUCAGUGGGUGAUGAUCCAAUUGCAAACAUACAGGUAUCCAAAACUUUGUUAUUUUAUAUUUUUUAUCUUUUUUUUAAUGAUUUAUGAAUGCGACAUACUUUUAACUUUGUAACUCAGUUUUCUAUAUUUUUUAAUUAUGAUUUUUUUCUAUCUUUAUAAGGAACCGGUUCCUUGUCGGCUAUCAUUGUUGAAAAAUGACUCUGAGAAAGUCAUUGUAGCUGAAGGUACAUAUCAUCCGGAGUUAAUCCUUGAUUAUCAUAGUAACCUCCUUCCGGAUCACGUGAGGGUGAGUGUUGAUGAUUUUUUUGACUAGUUCAAAGAAUUCUCGGUUCCAGUUCCUUCUUCAGUCAUCAAGAAACUUAAGCAUGCUCAUGGUACAUUUACCCAAUGGCCAAAAGACUUGGUUUCACUCAUGCAUGACAAGGAAUUCAUAUCAAAUAAGAACAAUGGUAACAACAAAGCGGCCAAAGAAAACAUGCAAGACAAAAUGAAAGUAGUUGAAAGUGGUCGCGAAACAAAAGAGUCCAACACCAAUCCAAAAAAAGAUUUUCUUAUGGAUUAUGCUUUGGAAAACUUGUCUCGGAAGUGUGGGUCUUUAAAUAGUUUGUUAUCUUCAUUACCCGAAGGUAAAACUAUUAAGGUUAAGGCUGAUGCUUGGACCUUUAGUUAUGAAGACAGUAAGGACAUCAUUAUCAAACGUGAAGAUGUCAAUCAACUUCUCAUAGGAGCUUGGCUGAAUAUUUCAGUUUUGCAAGUUUUUAUGAUGGCCUUGAGUGACUUACUCGAUACGGAGGAAGUGACUUCCAUUGGAUUCAUGUGUCCGGAAAUGAUUUCAGAAACCUAUUUGCAUAGUGAUGUUGAUCGUAUCCUACUAUACAUGACACAUGUGAUGGAAAAACAAAAAUCUAAGCAGUUCAUCUUAUGCCCAUACCAUGAAAAGAAUCAUUGGGUUCUUUUGGUCUUAUGCAUGGCUAAGCGUGAAGUCAUCAUCUUUGAUUCUUUGAGGCAGAAGCGAAAUUUAGCAGUUAAGUUUGCAAUGACAAAUGCUUUUCGAAGUUUUAAGGCAUUAAGUGGACAAUCUAGGGGAAGUAAAUUGACAUGGCAUUUGGGACAGUGUCCUCAACAAUUGGGUGGACGUGAGUGUGGCUACUACGUCAUGCGUUAUAUGUACGAAAUACUUGAACAUCACCAUAGCAGUGAAGAUCUUAUUCAGGAUUUUUCAAGAACCACACCGUACACCGAGGAGGAGAUAAAUGAGAUCCGAGAUAUUUGGGCAGAGUAUUUUAUAUGUAAUGUUGAACUUUAGAUUUACCACUUAGCGCAUGUUUGACUCUUGUUUUGGAUUAUAGGCUUGAAAUGAAGUAAUUUGGUUCAUUGGUGUUGGGAUGAUGAGUAUAAUGUCUAUGAUAUUGAGAUGUAAAUUAUUGGACAGGUUGUUAAUAUAAUGUCGUCAUUCCCAAUUUUAUGGGUAGGCCAAAUUACAAAGGAGACUCUGCCGAAAUUUACAUUUGCAUUAUUCAAUAAUAUUGCAUUUUAAUUUCAA
Messenger RNA from Chenopodium quinoa (quinoa), 2277 nucleotides. RefSeq lists its product as uncharacterized. The record is from RefSeq and is a predicted model, not a curated record. The coding region runs from base 1147 to 2040 and encodes 297 amino acids. Gene Ontology annotation, biological process: proteolysis. Lineage: Eukaryota; Viridiplantae; Streptophyta; Magnoliopsida; Caryophyllales; Amaranthaceae. The transcript is spliced from 8 exons. Gene Ontology annotation, molecular function: cysteine-type peptidase activity; deNEDDylase activity.